Messenger RNA from Anopheles stephensi (Asian malaria mosquito), 5582 nucleotides. It is a transcript of the gene Phlpp, whose product is annotated as protein phosphatase PHLPP-like protein. The transcript has 8 exons. The coding region runs from base 290 to 4960 and encodes 1556 amino acids. The record is from RefSeq and is a predicted model, not a curated record. Lineage: Eukaryota; Metazoa; Arthropoda; Insecta; Diptera; Culicidae. Gene Ontology annotation, molecular function: protein binding.
UCCCCAUGGCUCACUGUGAUGGCUCUCGGCUCGGGAACUUUUCGGCCCCGGUGGAAUCGAUGAGGCUCGCAUUCGUAUAGCGUUGGUCCGAGCGUUCGGUUGAAUUUUCGAGCCAGUGAUUUUCCACAAACGCGCGUUUUUCCACCGUGAGUGACCGCAUUGUGAUCUGUGGUGAGUGACAAAAAGGGAAGCAAUGAAAUUCCAAACCGUGACCUGCUGUGUGCUGUGGUGAUACCGAUUGUGGGUGAUUUGGUUUUUCGGUGGAGAGAAAGUUCUGGGGCGAGUUAAAAUGGUAGUGAGCACGAGUACCCCAAUCGGGGGGUUGACAAACGGUGGCCAAGGGAUGGUGGGCACAAUCUUACGCAUGUACAAACCACGCACACCGCGAGGUUCAGUGUCAAAGUUCCCCAGUGUCGGUAAGCUUUCGGUGGUCAGUGCGGAUAUUAACUACGAAUCCAUUCCGGGCACGGUCGGUGGUAGCGAUGGUAACAAUAAUCGUGUUGCACACAGGGUGCUAGAUUACGGCGAUGAAGUUGCUGGCUGUGAUGAUGCGAAACAGCUAGUAAAGUUCGGUGCGGAGAAGCAGGCGAGCUCCAAGUGGCCCGAUGGUUUGGAGGUCGAUGGCGAUGCGAAAGGUGCGUACCGAUUUGCCGAUACGGGAGUGCGUUCUGGUGGUGAUCGGUUGGAUGGAUCGUGUUCCGGGUCGUCGUCCGGCGUUAUUAUCGGUAAACCGGUCAACUUGAUGCUGUCCAAGAUGUCGCUGCUGUGGAACACGAGCGGCUGGUUGCGGAUCUACUGUGGACCGGAUCGUAGCGAGAUCAGUGCGGAGGAUCGUAGCCGCAUGAUACAUGUGGUCACGACGGCAACCACACUGGACGUGGUGAAAGAUAUGAACCUGCCGGCUGAUUACACCCUGUGGGUACAGAUCGGUGGCGGCCGGACGCGACGGUUGGAAGAAAACGAGUAUCCACUGUUGGUGCAGGAGGAAUUCUUGAAGUCGCUCGGUUACUUCGACGAGUCGCGCCGGGCCCGGCUCGGUAUCGAUCCGGAGCUGAAGUAUCUGAUCCGGUUCCACAUAGGCCCGGCCGAGAUACCGAUGUGCAAGGGUGUGCUCCGAUCGGGCACGGUAGAGCUGCUGAAGGGGUUGAUGUUUCCUCAGUGGCGUCGCCGACAUUUGGCGAUCGUUGGUAGCAAGUUGAUCCUCUAUUCCGGAAGUUCUACGUUUCCACCGGAAGUGUACGAACUGGCCGGUGCGAACGUGUUCGAGCAUGCCCCGUGCGACAACCGGCUGAUGAUCAAGAUCGUACCGAAGUGUGGCAGCUCGUCCAGCGCCCGGGACAGUCUCGACCGGGACUCGUCCAUUGCCAGCGUGGAGUUUAUCGAUUGUUCCGGAACGGUUGGUGUGUAUCCCGGAUCGGCGGCAGCCCCAGCCAGCCAUUCGGCCGACCGUGAAACGGUACUGUUCCUGGGCUUCCGUGAGUCUUGGGAGCGCGACCAGUGGAGCGUCUGGCUGUCGGUGGAUGAACCGGACCGCAGCACUAGCCAGAGGUUGGAUCUGGAUGAUUCCGGGCUGCAGCAGAUACCGGACAUCUUUCUGCAGGCACCGACCGCCGUCGAGGAGUUGCUGGCGGGUCGCAACAAGCUGCAAGAGAUUGCCCUCCGUGCGUUGGGCCAGUUUACGUACCUGAAAGUGUUGCGCUUGAACGGGAAUGCGCUGAAAGAGUUCCCGGACAGUCUGUACAGUUUGCGCGCCUUGCGGCUGCUGGAUUUGAGCGAGAACGAAAUACGCAGGCUGCCGGAUAGUAUAAGUGCACUCAAGAGCUUGGAAGAGUUUACAAUCGAAAGGAAUGAGUUACGCGAACUGCCCGACAGCCUGAGAGCACUCCCGAGCUUACGGAUCUUGAAUGCGGCCUACAACCAGCUGGAACAGUUACCAUCCUUCAUGGUGAACAACAUGCGCUCGAUGACUCUGUUUCAACGAAACGACUCUCUUCGGAAUGGACACCAGCAGCAACGGGAUGGGUCGCAGAAGAGCGACGAUAAGCCGGACAUACCGCUCACUAAGGUGAAUCUGCGAGGCAACCAACUGAAAGGAAGCAUUAUUCUUGGAAACUAUGGACUCCUAACGCAGCUAGAUGUGAGUGAAAACUCGAUCGAGGUUAUGGACCUGUCGGCGCUGGACAAGCUGGAGACGAUCCAGUGCUGUCGGAACAGUUUGCGCGAGCUAACACUCAGUGGACGGAAUCUUCACUCGUUGAUAGCGGGCAACAAUAAUCUCACGAAAAUAUCUGUCCGCGCGACACCGACCCACCUGAAGCACAUGGACCUUAGCUUCAACUGUCUGCAGGAGCUGCCCGACUGGUUGGUCGGUUGCCACCAGCUAAGGACGCUGUACGCGAACAACAAUCAGAUCCACACGAUCUCGGAACAUCUGCUCAACAACGAGCAUGCGACGAUCCAGACACUGCACCUAGCGUACAACCGGUUGACCAACUUCCCGCCGAUGGUGAAGCGGAAACUCCCGCUGCAAAAGCUCUACCUGCAGUGCAAUCUUAUCGAGGAUUUGCCGGAAAACUUCUUCAUCGCUUGCGAGCGUUUGACGAUCUUGAACGUGUCGAGCAACAAGCUGAUGACGUUACCGAUCAUUUUCGGAUCGAGUUGCAGCUUGGAGCGACUGUACGCGACCAACAACUCGCUCACCGAUCGCGUGCUGGACUCGUUGAUCUGUUUGCCCCGCCUGCGCGUGCUUCACCUGGGGUACAAUCUGCUGACGACCAUGCCCGAAACGUGCAUUAGCUGCUGGGGCGAUCUGGAGGAGCUGGUGAUCUCGGGUAACAAGUUGCGCCAUCUGCCGGAAAAUCUAGCCAACAGUGCGAGCUUGAGAGUGCUGCGGGUGCACUCGAACCAGCUACAGUCGGUACCGAGUUUGGGCAGGACGAUUACACUCCGUGUGCUGGAUCUUGCCCACAAUCAGCUGGACAAAGUGAACAUUGCGUCUUUGGUGCCGCGAAAUCUGCAAUUCCUCGAUUUGUCCGGCAAUCGACAGUUGCAGGUGGAUGCACAACAGCUGCAGGCUUGCAGAACACAGCGCCCGAUGGCGCUGGUGGAUGUGUCGGGGAAGAAUCGGCCCUCACUACCAACAGCUCCCUUACCUUACCAGGAGCACGAAGACUACGAACCCUGCUGGAAGGUUGGAUUCGCCGAAACGAGCGGAUGUCUACCAAAGCUCUGCAUAGCACAACUUCGAUUGCCCGCAUUUUGCAACUCCGAAGGUCUGUUUGGCCUUUUCGACGGUGAGUCGAGCAACGGUGUACCGAACCUGCUGGUGAAAGCAAUCCCGAAGAUCCUGCUCGAGGAACGAACCGUCAAGGAAACGGCGAACGACUACAUGAAGUACACGCUGCUGUCGGCACACCGAGAACUCAAGCAGCGCGGUCAGCAAGAAUCGGUAAACGUUACGCUCUGUCACAUCGCCCGUAGUCGGCUUCCGUCUGAAGCGAUGAGCUAUCUGCCCCAAACGGUAGCCAGUGGACGGAAGUUCAUUCUGCGUGUAGCGACCGUGGGCGAAAGUUCCGCCGUACUGAUCAAACACAACCGCUGUGUGCUGCUGAACAAGGGAAGUCCAGCGAGAAAGCUGGGGCUGAGUGCCAACUUCCCAGUGACCGUGCCCGAUCCCGAGGUACAGGAGGUGGUACUAAGCGAUGCGGACGAGUAUCUGGUACUAGGGAACCGGAAGCUUUGGGAGGUGAUCACUAUGGAAACGGUGGCGGAAGAGAUCCGCAAGGAGGAAAACAUUCUGCUAGCGGCAAAGCGUGUACAGGACAUUGCGCAGAGCUAUGGGGCGGAGGAGAAUCUGAGUGUGAUGAUCGUACGGUUCAACAAUCUCGGCACGGAUGUGGAUUUCUUGAUGCGUGAGCUGCGUCAGACGAUCCGGAAAAAGCCGACCCUAGUCCAGGGUGGCACCGGUGUGAUAUCGGGGUUCUGUAAGUGUGGAUGUUGUUGCGAAACGAACAACAGCUGCUGUCAUUCGGCAGCGGCAGUUCAGUUUGUGCGACAUCCUUCGGGGAGGAGCGAUCGAUCAUCGCCCAGCGGACAGAGUGAUCAGACGAGUGGCAGUGAAACGGUCACCCUGCACGGAGUUCCCCGUUCGAAGGCUUCGGAUGUGAUCGGAGCUACCACGGGAGGGUCCGUGGUCAGUCGACGGCCUAACGCUACCUAUCUGGCGAACGAACGACGCAGUCUGCGGGGUGGAGUGGUACGUGCCGUUCGGGCGAAAAUCGAAGAGGAAAAGGAAAAGGAAGGUAUGGACGAGUCUGAUUCGGCCAUGUCCGAGGAACAGUUCAAGUGUUGGGAGUACAUGCUCGAACAGAACACUCAGCUCUUGUUCGACAAGGAGCUCAACACCAUCUCGCGGGGGUUUGUAGCGAAGCGGACAGGAACGCUCGGUAACGGAGCGUCCGAGGCAGGGACAAACUCGUCCGGAUCUACCGGUUCUGGGGCGAGCAAUCUGACAAAGCUACAGCUUAAGAACCUCUCCACAAGCUCACCACAGCUGGCACAGCUCGAGAGCGACAGUGGCCUAAACUCUUCCCUGGCCAGUGGAUACAGUGGCACGAUGAUGACGACCGCCCGUGCGACACCCUUCCUUUCGAAACAGUUCGGAUCGACGCGAUCCUUUCAUCCGACAUCCUCCCAGAGCUACUUCAAACCGAUCCAGUACAACACACCCGGUGGCGCAGCUCGUCCGCGACCCAUCAACACCGGCCCGAAUGCGGCCUACUUUGGAUCGCUGCAACGGUUGAUGCCCUACAACCUGGAGUACGAUGCAGCGACCGUGCAGGAUCGUUACGGUUCGAACGGGAACGUGAUCGAGCGGGACAGCACGCUCGAGCUGGACACGAUCGAUCCGGACGGUGGCCGGAUGCGACAGUACUGGGGCGUUGCUACGACGGAGCUGUAAACAUAAUCGGACACCAGUUCGGACACACAACGGCGACGGAAACGCAACGGAAACGUGUAAAUCGCACGGCUGCUCGCGGACCGUGGAUCCGGUUUGCCGGUGGCGCUGCUGUAUUUCGUUCCGAUCGAUCGAUCCUUUGCCGUUUGGUUUUGUUUGUAGCAAUAAAUUAAAUAAAUAUGUACACAUUUGAAUAGGAUACCGGAUACCAGUGUGUUUGUUUUGUGCUCUCUCUCUCUCUCUUUUUGUUGCCCUGUCACGAUGCGAUUGCCUCUAAUUGUGUAAGUAGAGCAGUAGAGUUCGCGGUAUGACUGUGUAUAUAGCUACAUAAUGUAGGACGUCAGUUCUCCUUUACACACAGAGGUGUUUUUGUGGGCUCUCGGGCUUAGAUUGACUCGUUUGGCAAGUGAACUGUCCUUAUCUACGGUUUCUUACCUUUGCCACUAAACAUUGGUCAACUUUGGAGCGCUGUCUGCUGUACAUCCGAUCUUACUUACACACUAGCACUACUACACUCAUCGGCUGAGCUUCUGAGCCUCUCCCCCCUCUUCAGCAAGAUUGAUCGAUUUUGAUUUUGUUUAAGUCUCCAAAGAAACCGUUUUGGCUACGUUUCGGCAAUGAGUUG